GUUUUCUUCGAUCCAACCGUAUUGGCUUUCAUCGAGACAGUUUUAUUGGGUGGUCCCAGUCACGAGGUGGAAAAAGUGUUUGCCGAGGACAGUGGCUUCUUCCCGGGGUUGCGGGGUCAGACGGUUACCUCAAUCCCAUUUCCGGGUUUCGAGUUCAAACCUAACAGUCAGCCGACUGCUGGAAGAAAUAAUAAAGGACGAACGGAACCACAGCCAGACCACCACCAACAACAACAACAACAACCAUCACCACAACGACCGGUGUUCCGUGUCGAUGUGGAAACUAAUCAGCCGCUUUCAAGUGUCGAUUCGCUCUCGGUGAAUCACCACAGCUCCAGUCAGGAUAGUGUGCUUAAAAUGACCUCUAGCAGUCCGAAUUUGCACGAAAACUUUGGCUCGGCUACAGGUAAAACGGUUCGAUAUGAUCUCAAUGCGAAGACACUUAAUCCCGUACCACUAAUGCGAUUUAUUUCGCUCAAUGACGAUUCCACAAACAGUGCCGAGUGGCCUAGUACCUCGGUCAAUUUCACUUGUUUGCGACGACAGCUGACCGAUGCGCAUUUAAAUGUUGAGCAUCAGCCCCGGAUAAGCCGAUUGAAAUAUAGCAAUGUGCGGAACUGGAGACCGCUAAGCACAAACAGCUUCCUGAGCUACAACACAGAGAGCGGUUCCGUCAAAGUACAUCUCUCUCGUGUUCGGCUCCUCUCACUUUCCGCUUUGGGGACCCAAGUGAAUCAGCUGAUUCAUCAGGACGAAAUGACACUCACGUUCGGUGAGAUGUUCGUCACUGUCCUACAAGAAACCGGGACAAUUUGUGUCGGCCUGUAUCGUCGUGUGGAAGAUCUGACAGACGAAGAAGAACAGUGUGAUCGGGAGCACGCAGACGGAUCGCUGAAAGACUUGGGUGCUCAAAUCGCCCGGUACGUGUACACCUUUCCGGACUCAAAUACACGCAUAUUCCCAGAUGAUCAGGUUUAUUGCUUCACUGCCGUGACAGAAAAACACGAGGUCGAGUGGUAA
Echinostoma caproni is the source of this 1020-nucleotide messenger RNA. Lineage: Eukaryota; Metazoa; Platyhelminthes; Trematoda; Plagiorchiida; Echinostomatidae. The record is from the annotation of a GenBank genome assembly.